This is a messenger RNA of Dinoponera quadriceps, 1564 nucleotides long. It is a transcript of the gene Argk1, whose product is annotated as arginine kinase. The record is from RefSeq and is a predicted model, not a curated record. The transcript is spliced from 4 exons. Gene Ontology annotation, molecular function: creatine kinase activity. Gene Ontology annotation, biological process: phosphocreatine biosynthetic process. NCBI's taxonomy places the organism in Eukaryota, Metazoa, Arthropoda, Insecta, Hymenoptera, Formicidae. Bases 362 to 1429 code for a protein of 355 amino acids.
GACGCGCGAGAGCAAGCGAGCGGGCGAGUCGGCCUCGCCGGCGGAAGGGGGGCCGCGAGAAGGGUGGCGAUUGGCUGAAACGGACGAGGAGAGGCUCGCGGCGCUGUCGCGAGGCGAUCCCGCGCCGUUCCGCGUCGCGCCGCUUCGGCACUUCGUUUCCGACCCGCGCGGCGUUCGUACGGCAACUACGACACCUCGAGCGCUUUUGCUGCCGCUGCUACGUGUGCUUGUCCGUGCGCAGGACCCUAAGGUGCGUCUACUACUACUACUACCACCACCACCACUACCGGUCGUCCCCCGAUCGCAUCCCGUAACCGCUUCUCUCCGUGGUCGCUCGUGCCUCAGUAAAAAGAGCAACAAUAUGGUGGACGCGGCUGUUUUGGACAAACUGGAGUCCGGCUAUGCCAAGUUGGCGGCCUCCGACAGCAAGUCGCUGCUGAAGAAACACCUGUCGAAGGAGGUGUUCGAUCAGCUGAAGACGCGCAAGACGUCGUUUGGCUCCACGCUACUCGACGUCAUCCAGUCCGGCCUGGAGAACCAUGAUUCCGGCGUGGGCAUCUACGCGCCCGAUGCCGAGGCUUACACCGUGUUCGCCGAGAUCUUCGAUCCGAUCAUCGACGACUACCACGGCGGCUUCAAGAAGACCGACAAGCAUCCGCCCAAGGACUUCGGUGACGUCGACUCCUUCGGCAAUCUCGAUCCUACUGGUGAAUACAUCGUGUCGACUCGUGUGAGGUGCGGCCGUUCUCUGGACGGAUAUCCGUUCAACCCGUGCUUGACCGAGGCGCAAUACAAGGAGAUGGAGGAGAAGGUGUCCAGCACGCUGUCCGGCCUGACCGGCGAGCUGAAGGGCACCUUCUACCCGCUCACCGGCAUGAGCAAGGAGGUGCAGCAGAAGUUGAUCGACGAUCACUUCCUCUUCAAGGAGGGCGAUCGUUUCCUGCAGACCGCCAACGCCUGCCGCUUCUGGCCGACCGGACGCGGUAUUUUCCAUAAUGACGAUAAGACCUUCUUGGUAUGGUGCAACGAGGAGGAUCAUCUCCGUAUCAUCUCCAUGCAGAUGGGCGGUGACCUCGGUCAGGUAUACCGUCGCCUGGUGACCGCCGUGAACGAGAUCGAGAAGCGGCUGCCGUUCUCGCACAACGACCGCUACGGCUUCCUCACGUUCUGCCCGACGAACUUGGGCACGACGGUGCGCGCGUCCGUGCACAUCAAGGUGCCGAAGCUCGCCGCCAACAAGGCCAAGCUCGAGGAGGUCGCUGCCAAAUACAAUCUCCAGGUGCGCGGCACCCGCGGCGAGCACACCGAGGCCGAGGGCGGCAUCUACGACAUCUCCAACAAGCGGCGCCUCGGUCUCACCGAGUACCAGGCUGUGAAAGAGAUGAACGACGGCAUUGCCGAACUCAUCAAGCUCGAGGCCAGCCUCUAAACUUUACCCACCGUGUCGCCCCGUCACCCUCCCCCUCCCCACCAAGCUCCCCGCCUCCCUUGAAAACGUCCUCUGCUCCUUCGCUCCCCCGACACGUGUAUUAUUAUUACUACUAUUCGUUUCCUAAAAACAAAA